Molecule: messenger RNA, 1551 nt
Organism: Bipolaris sorokiniana ND90Pr
Lineage: Eukaryota; Fungi; Ascomycota; Dothideomycetes; Pleosporales; Pleosporaceae
Exons: 2
Coding region: 1-1551 (516 amino acids)
Source: RefSeq, a predicted model, not a curated record
AUGGCGAAUACCACCCUUGUUGUGUCACUCAACGACUCGAACCACGGAGAUCCGAAUCUUUUUUGUCGGCACGCCCAAUGGUCCGACAUCAUCAUUUUCUUCAUCGGUAACUACCUUGCGCACGCUGCAACAAUCACGACCUUUCCGGGUGAAAUAUGGCAAGACGUUACAUUGGCUACAGCCCUAGCACUGCUAUUUCCCAUGUCGGGAGUGAUUCGCGGAGUGCGCGCAAUACAAAGUUUGGCAAUUUUUGGGCAUAACGACCUGGAAAAGGCGGCCAGGGCAAGGGCGCUCGCCGUGAUCGUAGAUCAAGAUACUCCAGGAGAUGUUCCGAGUUCAACAAAAGUUCACGGUGCAUGCUAUCCACGUGAGGGCUACGCUCUAAACUUUGUUCCGAAAUACACUAAAUUUAGAGCCAUUACAGCCUCUGGAAAGCAUGUACAAAUUUCCUGCAGCUAUAAUGUUGUAAAAGUACUUGCUUCCAUUGGCCAAACUGUCUUUGCAGCUGUAACUCUGUACCGAGCUCGAGGCGACCAGAUUGAUCGCUACGGGUAUGCGUCCUUUAGUCUCACCGUGACCCCCUAUAUAUUCAUGCCAGUUAUCAACCUGCUCGGGAACCUCGUAUGCCCUACGUACCCGGCAAUAUAUAUCGUUAGGUCGAAUGGCCUAGGCCAUGGAUUCAGUGUCGACGGCAUGGUCGGAGAUAUCAAGGACACAAAAUCAAAGGGAUGGCGAAUCCCGCUCUACGUUUCUAACGCCAUCAACUGGGCCAUCGCCACAGUGUGCGCUGCCGCGCCGAUCGCCAUCAUUGGAGGCAUGUCAUCAUUUCAAAGUGGCUCCAGCACGCUGCCUCAGCGGGUGUGGACUAUGACCUGGCUAGCACUAGGCAGCAGCUUGGUCAUUAUCGUAGACACAAGCAAGCAUAUCCUAGACGCGAGACGUCGCUACCUGGUCUUGAGGAUAUCAUACGAAGAAGAGUUGAAAAAGCUGGUGUCUCCAUUUAAAGAAAUAAUUGGGGGGAUUAAGGGAGCGGAGGCGGAAUUUAAUGCAAAGCGCAAUCUAAUACAGCCACCGCUGACUUGGGCAUCAGCGACAGCGACUAUAGACACAUGGGAGUUGCAGAAGCAAGAAAUCCUUGGACCGGCAAGAGAAUUGGCUAACGAGCUAAGAGAAAUGCCUAGGGGAAGGCUUCACAAACUAGAAUUGGAUGAUUUCAAGCGGCAGAAAAUGAUCGGAGAUUUGGAAAACCUGGUCAAAACAUUCACAAUGGAGGAUAAGCAGGAGACACUAAGAAAAAUCUGGGACAUUAUGCAAAAGAAAUUCUUACCGUCUACCAGUGACAGCACACAGCCUGUCGAGCUAGAGUCAACGCGAAGGAGUAUAUCUAAACAGAAACAGUAUCUAGAGGACGUACAUCCGUUCCAGCAUCGUGAGAAUGACUUCUAUAUGUGGCUCGGGCUGUUGGUUGUGUGUGGUGCACCCGCGAUAGGAGGCUUUGUUGUGGUUGGGCAAAUGAUCAUAGAUUACGGUGUUUGUAUUCGUAUCGCUUGA